AGAAAAAGAAACAAAAAAAAAAAAAAAGGUCGAAAUCGUUUUUGACUUUUUCAACAGAAACUUCUCUUCUUGUCUUCUUUAAAUAUUCAAAUUCUUUGUUCCACUCUUUGUGUAAACUCUUAUUUUUAUUUUACCUCUCUGUCUCUUCGUUGGAAACUCGGAAGCUUCGAAUAUGGCGAUGACUUGUACAGAUGAUGAUGAAACAGCCCUUUUGAUCUCUCAUCAUCUCAAUCAAGAACAAGAAGACGAAGACGAAGAAGAAGCUUUGUCUCUAUGUGAUUUGCCUGUGAAUUCACUACCGAACGAGAACAACAGCGAGUUACGAUCGAUUGCCAAAGAAGACGAUGAAGAAUUCGAAUUCGGAAUCGGGUCAUCGUUUAGAGCCGGGUCGGAUUCUUGUGAACCGGCUCCGGAGAUGAGCACAGCCGACGAAUUGUUCUUCAAAGGACGGAUCCUUCCGUUACGUCACUCCGUCAGUUUAGACGCCGGGGCCGGUCUUCUACUUCCCGAACCAACCCGGUUAAUCACGAGAUCCGAAUCGGUUGAAUACAGACGAACCGGAAUUAAUAGAUCGGACCGGAAAAUCAAAAACAACAAUUUCAUCGAUUACAGUCAACCGAGUCCGCAGCCACAGAUUCGAAGAUCGUCGAGCAUGACGGCUCGUGUGAACUCCAUCAGAAACCCUAAGUCAUCUACGAUUUGGGAUUUUUUGAGGUUAGGACUCGUCCGUACGCCGGAGAUUGAGCUCCGAACAAACGGGAAAGUGUCAGUGAGUCGGAACAGUAGCUGUAGUAGUACGAGCACGAACUCGAAUUCGAAGAAAACAGGAGAGACGACGACGACGAGAUCGAGGAGUCGGAGGAGAAGCUUUUUGUUCUCGGAUUGUAAAUGUUCGACAGCGACGGAGACGAUGACGGUGGUGCCUGUGAAAAUCAAAGAUGAGAGGAAGGUGGUGGAGAAGAAGACUUCGACGGCGAAGAAAGAGGAGAAAACGGCGAUGGCGAGGAAGAGAACGUUUGAUUGGUUAAAAGAAUUGUCACAGGUUGGUUUCGUCGUCGAUCAUGGAAGACGAAGCUUAGUCUGAUUUCUUUAAAAUUGUUUUUUUUUUUUGUUUGUGUUAUAAUCAUUACUACGUACGUGAUUUUCUUUUUGUAUGUUAGUGUUAAUUGUUAAUUAUAUAUACUUUAGUUUUUUUUCUUUCUAAUGAUUUAUGUUUUGCAAUGAGUUUUGAUAUUAGGAUGUAAUUUUUUUUCAUCCUUAUGAGAAGAUUUAAUACGGUUUGAAA
Camelina sativa (false flax) is the source of this 1285-nucleotide messenger RNA. Lineage: Eukaryota; Viridiplantae; Streptophyta; Magnoliopsida; Brassicales; Brassicaceae. The record is from RefSeq and is a predicted model, not a curated record.